Messenger RNA from Notodromas monacha, 5725 nucleotides. The record is from the annotation of a GenBank genome assembly. Lineage: Eukaryota; Metazoa; Arthropoda; Ostracoda; Podocopida; Cyprididae.
UGCCAGCAUGUACAGGAAAAGCUUGCCAAGAUAAUUUUCCAAUUGGACUUGUGUUGCAUUCAUUUUCCAAUGAAACCCAUCAUAGAUUUCCCCCAGACCUUCACAGUACUUGUGUUACUCCCUUAUCCACUUACCAUAAGCGCAUAUAUAUCUCUUAUACCUGUAUAUAUAUAUAUAUAUACUAGUACCGAACUGUUAUAAUAUCACAUCGGAAAACAGGCGUCUGCAUGUGAUGAUCAUGAUGAUGUCAUCCCAAAAUGGCCUCUUGAGAUCCCGUUCCUGAUGCAUGCUGCUACACGAAGGCUUGCAUAAAAAUAAAGUUCUCCCAACGGCAUCAAAUGCUUAUUGUAUCAUGACCCGAUCGUCACACACGACGUGGGACAAAUGAAACAAUAAGAAGGGCAAAUAAAUGGACGGGAAGCAAGUCCUGACAGGCGUGUUGGUUGGUGUGCUCCUGUGUCUGACUCUGGCGGAUUUCAUCGGCUACUUCCUGCACGCCGGACUCUACUUGCUUUCCGCGUGUGCGUUUCACCAAUUCUCUGGCUUGUGGCUGAGUCUGGACGAUGAUCAUCAUCGUAACAACGCAGACGAUGAUGGACGCAGGGCUUGGGGAAGCAGCAGAAGACGUUAUUCACUGGGGCACAUGAAUAAUAAUAAUAAUAAUAAUGGAACAGGUUAUUAUUCGACUUCUGGUGGAGGUGUAGUGGGAAGAGACGGUCAUCAUCAGAGUGCGACGACGAGGGACUCGUCUAAUUGGGCUGGGUCCUUGUUUUGCGCUGCUGUGAUGACUGGGCUGGGGUGUGUGAUUUAUGCUCGGCCCGUGGUGGAAUGGUUCAAUUCCUUGGUCAAUUUCUCCGACGACUUCCUCACUUUCAGCUCGGCCACCAGUGAGGGAACAGCCAGCAGCGAAAUCGUGCCAUGGGAUACAGCAGAAGAAUCCUUCAGCGUCCACGACCCACACAGACGAGGUCAGCAACCAGCGACAUCUAACCUACUUGCGUUAGCUCCCGGAGACGGCAGCACUCCAUUCAGGAACAUAGAUGUCUCUGUCCCCGAUCGUCAUCACGGAAGAACUGUGCAAUCCAGGUUCAGUGUCAGGAGAGACUCGUUGAUCAAGCGCAUGAACAAUCCCAUCACAGUCAAGGAUCACCUCCUUCAAGAACUUCUCAGCAUUAACAAAAAAGCUGGGGAGAAUCAAAACCUUGAGGAGACACUGGAGAAAAAUUCCAGCCUAGAUGAAAACAGCCGAAAAUCUAGUUCACCAUUUUUCGAAUUCACGACGUCUUUUGCUUCUGCUGAACUCACAUCCAGUGGACAGAACAAAAAAGAGCUGCAAAACAGUGCAUCUCAUGUGUCUGAGGCAGUUCAUAGACACACUUCAGGAGGGGUUCAUGAGGACUUCAAUAAUGUCAGCUCUUUGAUGCAAGAAGCAACAGCACUUACAAACACCAAUCAUCAGGAUAAUAAUGACAAUUAUUCCAUCACUGAUGCUGGAAACAUUGCAAAUGGAGUUUGCAGGGCUUGCAAAGCUCACCAUCAACCACCACCAGACACAGUGACUGAUUUCACAUCUCCUUAUUGUGGCUGUGAUGAUAGGACAGAAGCAAGCUUGCACAUAAUCCAAUUGCCAAAAUCAGCUGCAGGGAUCUCUCACCAACAAGAUACCACCUGCUCAAGCAUCACUGCCUCUUGGUCAUCCAGCUCUGUGUCCUGCUCUAUCUGCAGUGUGGCUGCUGCCAGGAUAAGGGCAGGAAGAAGGCACAAAAGGUCCAUUCAUGAUAAAAGAUCCAGGUCUGGUUCCAUCAGUGCCAGUACCUCAUCCACAUCUAGAUCCACCAGCACUGUUAAAGUGGACUCUACCCUUGAAGAUCUGCUCUCUCAGCAAUCCUCUGCUGAAGACAUCUCAAGCAGCAAAGCUGAGGAUAUUCCUCACCAACAGGAUAAGCAGCUGCCUGCUCAUGAAGAACAAGCUCCAUCAGUGAAGGAACCCCCAAAACUCUCAGUUGAAGCCCCCAAAGAGCAACUGCAGAAUCCUGUCAGAAGGAGAUCCAAUUCCAGCACAGUAAAACCUCCUGCCAAUAAUAAUAAUAAUAAUAAUAAGAAAACAUUCCCCAAAAGAAGAUCACUUUCCUUUCACCACCUCACCAAGAAAGAAGAAGAAGAACUCAUUUCUGCAGUCCUGCAGAUCCUGAGGAGAGAGGAUUAUGUCAAAAGCAGUGGCUCCAACAGCUCCAUAGAAUUCAAACUGGGACAGUUGACUACACCUGACACUGUGGCUGAUGCUUACACUUCCACUGAGGAGAAUAAUAAGUCAAGCAAGCGCAGCUUAUUCAACCCUGCUCACUUCAAGAGGCCCAAGAAGUUGAAGAGCACCGGAGUGUCCAGAGAUCACAGAGCCACCAAGCUCUACAAACGCCUGGUCAAGGACAGCAUCAAGUUUAGGAAUUUGCAGAGAGACAUGAAAAGGCUGGCCAGCAGCAAGGACAAUAAGAGGGAAAUAAAGGCUUCAAUAAACCGUCAUCAACAUCUCUCACCUGCUGUAUCUGUAUCACAUGAGAAACCAACACCACCGCCACCUCCACCACCAAAGACACUUGCUGAUGAGUCCAAACCCAUCAGCCAUGAUAUAAUCAAGAGUAAUAAGUCCACCAACAGCAGCAGCAGCAGGAGGAGAUCCCAUGUCAACAAGAGGAAGAAGAUGUCCAAUAAAUCAUUGCCACCAGCGCCCUCUACCAAGAAGAAGUCUCCCAGAGAAAGCAUCAAAUCUGCAACUGUUCUGAGGGUCUCUGAGCCUCCCAAGUUCAGGCACAAGAUGCCCUCAGACUUCAAGCUGAGGCCAAGGAGGUCCCUCAAGUCUGACUACCUAUUCUUGCCCCAGGAGAACCUGCCCCCAGGCUGGCCCCCCUGGCAACCCCUCAGCUCCAAGAUCAGGACUGUGAAUGUGCAGCCCAAGGCCCUGCCAGAGAAGCUGUUUAAAGAGCCUGCGCCUCCAUCCACCAUUUCCAAGUCGCGGGGUGUGCAAACAGAGCCCAAGAUUGGCAAGGUCAUAGAGCGCAUCUCAACCAGAGCAACAUCUAGCAAAAGCUCUGCAUCUUCUCACUAUGAAAUUGCACCCUUUGUGCCUCAAGUGCUGCCUAAUAAUAGCAUCAGUACUCUCAGGAAUAAUGACAGGCUGAAGGGAGUCAUGAUCUUGCGCCGCAUCAGAAGGAAGCAUCCCAGAUCAUCCAGUGCCUCUUCAAUCCUCAACAACAACAACAACAACAGCAGCAGGUCAAGUAAAAGGAGGUCCACCAAUAAUCCAUCCAAACCCAGGUUUGUGAGAACCACUCCUGAAUUCCGCCAAAAGUUGAAAAGGCGGAAAAAUGUGCUUAGAAAGCGCAGUUCUCAUCAUCAUCAUGGUUCUCGCAAAGUCAGUCACUCAUCCUCCAUUACUCACUGGAAUCCCAUGCAUGAACCACCUGUAAAGUACACUUCAUUCAGCCAAUUCCUGGCUGUGCGACAGCAAAGAGAGAUUUACUCCAACCUGAUGAAGAGACCUUUCAGCAGUAACAGCAAGUACUAUUCAGGCUCUAGGAAAGCCACUUCACACAGUGAACCCAGGCACAUCAGCAGCAGAAAAUCCCACAGGAGAACAGGAUCCAAGAGGAGAAGCAAUAAUAGUGCCACUACCAUUAGGACAUCCAGGUCCACUCCAGUCUUUGGACCAUUGAGGAGGUCCAAAACUGGGGAAUCUGUCCCUGCCAGGGUCUCUGCUGCUGGAAACAAGCAGCAGUCUGUCUGGCUAACCUCUGUUCAUCCAUCCAUUAAGAAUAUUGAGAAACCAAGAGUUGAGACCAAGGUGCACAUGACUGCCUUGGAUGCCCUUGCAGGCACAGCUUUUGGGAUUGGCAAUAAGCAAGUCACUCAUCAUCAUCUGGCUUCAAGGUCCUCCAAGUCUACACAGCACCAUCAGCAGUACAUCAUAAAGUCCAAACUGACCAGAAGGCAUUCAUUUGUCCCACCUGUAGCAUCAGAGUUUGAGACUGAGGAGGACAUUUCUGACCACUUGAAAACCAAAUUGGCCUCUGGCUCAUCUGAUGGACAAAUUAUUAGAAGAAGGAGACAGUGUGCAAGGGAUUCCUGUUCAUCUGAAAUUGUCAUCACUUUGUCUCCCCAUGAGCCCAGAGAAAUACCCAGAAUAUUCCAUGUAACACCAAGCUCUACAUCUGAUGUGGGGAAUGAUGUUACAGGAGACAUAGAAAGAACAGCCAGUGGAGAACAAAGCAACAGCAGUGUGUGGCAUUUUGCAGAGCAAUUGCACAAAUUUUUUGACUCCAUGAGUGGAAUGGAAGCAAGUGCUGUGCCUGUGCCAAUGGUGGUGGGUGACUCACACCAAGAAGGUAUUCAACCCUCAAAGCCUGUGACUUCAUCUCAAGAAGCUGAGACAAUCAAUGACAGUUGGCACCCUGUUGAUCAAGCAACUUCUUCCUUGAGUACUCUGGCUGGCACUGUCAUGGUUCCCUUCAGAACCAUAUUUGAUCAGCUUCAAAGUCAAACACAUGAGGUAGUGAUGCCACCAGCACCAGCAGAAGCCACUCUUGAUCCUACAUCAGCAAUGCCUUCAGCUGAUGGAUUGGAUGGUUUGACUGAUGACCAAGACUCAAAUCAAUCAAUGGACACUGCAGAGUUGAUUGAGACAAACUCCUUUAGCUACCACAUGGUGUCUACAGGGACCAAUCCUGUGCAUAUUAUGAAAGAACAAGAGGGACCUAGCAGUGAAGAUGACACUAAAGUUAGCCAACCAAGUGAGCUAUCAGCUCCUAAUGUGAAGGUGGUUCAAGAUUCUGCAGAAGGUCAUUAUCUGAAAGACAUGCUGAUGAGCCAGACUCGUGGCAAUAAUGCCAACAACACCCGGCGAUCCCUGGACCUCACCCGGGCCCAAAGGCUGAAGGUUGCCCAUUUAUCCCGAGGCAACAGGUACCAGACCCCGGGACCCACCGUCGUCUCACCCUGGAAACAGUCCAGCAGACCUGCUGAACAUCGCCGAUUAUUGGCUUCACAACAGACUGCUGUCCACUUAUUGGACGUGAAUUUCUCGUCUCAUUCUGGCCCUGAACAUAAUGAAGACGAGGAAAACAAGCAACAACAACGACAGCAGAAAAGGUCGAGUCCCGAGACGAGGAAAAUUAUUGGCGCACUCUUGCCCUAUUCCCCGCCUAAAAAACCGCAAUUGACACUGCGAAGCUCCAGCCGACCCCAUGUUCGCAGGAAUUUAAACCAUUCCAGCAUUCGACAGAGACGUUCCAUGAUGCAGAAUAAUACUCAUCAUCAAAGUAUCAUUGAUGAUGGUGAUGACGACGAGCGAAAUUUUGCGAGCAAAAAUCCUUCAGCACCUGUCCUCACCACCACCAUCAGCAGCAGAAGACGGGUUUCUGCUGUGGGCAAGAACAAGUUCGCCCUCGGGCACUCGUUGGGCACGACUGCCAUUUCGAAUGCGAACCAGUUUCACAAGGUCAAGUCCAUGACCCCGUCACCGAAUACCGGCUCUGCUUCUGCGAAACGUCCACCAACAGCAAGGCGACAAUAGCAGGGGUUUUUUCUUGCACUAAAUAUUUCAAGUGUGACCUGACCUGCUGCAAAGAUAACUUAUAGCCAUUUCAUUCAAUUUGCAACACCUCUCUGGUGGAUUUUAGUUUUUGUGGGGAUGAAAGCAGCCAAUAAAUGAAUGAAGAAAUAAGGAAAAAAA